AUGGCAGAACACGGUCCAAUUGGCUAUGGCCUCAUGGGCUUAACUCCCCAUCAUGGCGGCAUCCCGGAGGAACAAGCCUUCGAAGCCAUGAGAGCCGCCGUCGAGGCUGGUUGCACAGUCUGGAAUGGAGGUAUCUUCUACGGGACGCCCGAGAAUAACUCUCUAACCCUGCUCCGAAAAUACUUUGAGAAAUACCCCGAGGACGCUCCAAAGGUUGAGAUCAAUAUCAAGGGCUGCACGGUUCCCGGUAAGAUUGAGCCAGAUGGAAGCAAGGAAGCCGUGUUCCGCGAUGUUCAACGAGCUAUCGAGCUGCUUCCACCCCACAUCAAGAAGAUCGACAUGUUCGAACCGGCCAGAGUCGACAAGAACGUGCCCCUUGAAGAGACGAUCAAUGCCCUCAAGGAGUGCCAGGAUAAGGGAUGGAUUGGAGGAGUGGCCUUGAGUGAAGCCAGCGCCGACACCAUCAGAAAAGCCAGUAAAAUCGUUAAGGUGGCUGCGGUCGAGACCGAGGUCGGUCUGUUUACCACCGAGGCUCUUACGAAUGGUGUCGCGGUGGCUUGUGCCGAGUUGGGCAUUCCUAUCCACGCAUACGGAACUCUAGGGCAUGGGUUCCUAACCGGGACAAUCAAGUCCUACGAUGAUCUCAAAGAAGGCGAUUUCCGACGUAUUUUCCCACGGUUCUACCCAGAAAAUUUCGACAACAACCUCAAGCUCGUCAAGGAGGUGGCUGACCUGGCAGAAAGAAAGGGGUGCACCAAUGCGCAAAUCGCCAUCGGAUGGGUGGUCGCCAUCUCCAAGUCGGAGGGCAUGCCCAAGAUUGUCCCGAUCCCCGGUGCUGCCACGGCGGAGAGGGUGCGAGAGAAUGCGGGGGCAGUGGAGCUGACCGAGCAAGAUAUGGAUGAGAUCAACCGUAUUCUUGCGCGGUGUGUUGUCAAGGGCGAGAGGUAUCCCGUUCCUUUCCUGAAGCUUCUGGAUGGUUGA
Messenger RNA from Scedosporium apiospermum, 981 nucleotides. Its product is annotated as putative pyridoxal reductase 2. Gene Ontology annotation, cellular component: cytoplasm. The transcript is spliced from 3 exons. NCBI's taxonomy places the organism in Eukaryota, Fungi, Ascomycota, Sordariomycetes, Microascales, Microascaceae. The record is from RefSeq and is a predicted model, not a curated record. The coding region runs from base 1 to 981 and encodes 326 amino acids.